GAAAGGCCCUAUAUACUAGGAACUGCAUCUUACAAAGUUAAUAUUGAUUUAUGUCAAGGAAAAAAAUCGUAUGAAAGAAGACAUUUCAGCAGCUCAUACCUCUGGAAUAACAUUUGAACAAUGAGCACUAUCUUCUUUAAUAAUACGAUUAAUGAGCUCCGUCUGGAGGGAAAGCUGUGCGAUGCUGUGAUCACAGUCGAUGACGUUGAGUUUAAAGUCCACAGGAUCAUCCUCUGCAACUGCGGCUCAUACUUCAGAGAUAUUUUCCUCAGCAAAUCAUCAACAUCAGGGCAGCAGGUCUACAGUUUUUCCCAGGUGUCACCCAAUAUAAUGAAUCUCAUUGUGGAAUACGCCUACACCGGCUCUGUUGUGGUGACGGAGGAGAAUGUGCUGGAGCUGUUGGCGGGAGCAGACUACUUCAGCGUCAAGGGCAUCAUGCAGGCCUGCUGCAACUUCGUGGAGCAGCAUCUUAGUUUCAAGAACUGCGUCCACAUGUGGAUGCUGGCGGACAUCCACAAAUGUCCUGAGCUGAGGCAAAAGGCCUACCUUCACAUGCUGCAUCACUUUAAGGAAGUCACAGUGUUCUCUCUGAAGUUCCUGCAGCUUUCUGUGGAGCAGCUGGCCGAUUUAAUUAAGAAGGACGAGCUCAAUGCGAGACAGGAGAGCACCGUGUUUGAGGCUGUCCUCCGUUGGAUUGAAUACGCUCCUGAGGAACGCAGAUGUCACAUGGCCACCCUGCUGAGCAAGGUGCGCCUGCUGCUAAUGUCCAGUGAGUACUUGAUGGACAGAGUGAGCACAAAUGCUCUUGUGACUAAGAGUCCGCUGUGCACGAAAAUGGUGAUUCAAGCUAUGAAGACCCUUCGUGAGUCCAAUACAAACCAACCUCUGACGCGCACACGCCUGCCCUCUGCUGUGCUAUUUGCUAUUGGCGGUUGGGCGAAUGAUUGUCCAACCAACAGGAUCGAAUUAUACAAUGUUCGGGCUGACCGCUGGGUGAAAGUGCACAAUGAGGAGGCUCCUCGAGCAUUCUACGGCUGCGUCUGCCUCAAUGGAUUUGUCUACUGUAUCGGAGGCUAUGAUGGUCUAAAAUAUUUAAGCAGUGUACGAAAGCUCAACCUCGUCACUCAAACCUGGCAAGACGUGGGGCCGAUGCACGCAGUCCGAUGCUACGUCAGCGUGGUGGCACUGAAUGGCUGCAUAUAUGCCAUGGGAGGCUGUGAUGGAGAUGAGAAACUCAAAACUGCAGAGCGAUACCAGCCUGACAUUAGCCAGUGGACUCUGAUCGCACCAAUGAACGAGAAGAGGAGCAAUGCCGGCACGGCAACACUACACGGCAAGGUGUACAUUUGCGGUGGUUUCAAAAGGACUGAACCUCUGUCAAGUGCUGAGUGCUACAACCCUGACACCAACCAGUGGACGUUAAUCGCCUCCAUGGAAAUAGGGUGUAAUGCAGCACGGGCCGCCGCCUACAAAGACCGAAUAUAUGUAAUUGGUGGCUACAGAAAUAGCUCGCAUGUGAGCAGAGUCAUUGCCUAUGACCCACUGUCAAACCAGUGGAGCAUGGUGAAUCCCAUGAUUCACGCUCGCAGCAGCUUUGGCAUUGCAGUGUUGGAGGACCAGCUGUACGUGGCUGGAGGGUUCGACAAUCACGGCACCCUCUCUAAGGUGGAGCGCUUUGAUGAAGAGGUCAACAGGUGGCACAUUGUCCGGGACAUGAAGAUGUCCCGCAGCGGCCUCAGCUGCUGUGUGGUGGAUCGAUACCCCUGCGCUACUGCGUAUCUAUAAUUACAAUCAACUAGCAUUUAAUAGUUGAUUUAUAUUUUGUAUUAAUCUGAAUCUUUAAAGUAACUAAAGCUGUCAAAUAAAUAUCAGUGGAGUAAAAAGUGCAACAUUUGCUUCUGAGAGUGGAGUAGAAGGGAAAUAGCUUCUGCUUUAAUGAACACAACAGACUGGGACCAGGAGCAAUAGCAGGGGCAGAGCCAAAUGUUGUACAUAUUUAGGGCUCAGCCCAAAUCUAUGGGGGUCCUGGGGCAUUUACGGCACCUAUUUGCACUAUUUUUCAAGACAUAUGAUAAGAGAAUGCCUAAAAAUCU
Sander lucioperca (pikeperch) is the source of this 2093-nucleotide messenger RNA. RefSeq names its product kelch-like protein 10. The record is from RefSeq and is a predicted model, not a curated record. Gene Ontology annotation, molecular function: protein binding. Bases 121 to 1785 code for a protein of 554 amino acids. NCBI's taxonomy places the organism in Eukaryota, Metazoa, Chordata, Actinopteri, Perciformes, Percidae. The transcript is spliced from 5 exons.